UGUACUUAUUUGUGACUAUAUCUACAAAAUCUUUAAGCAUGAGCAAACAACAAUGGACCAGUGAAAUGACUUCACAUUUAAUUCUCUUGUAUAAGAACUAUCCCUGCCUGUAUAAAGGUAAAUCCAACAAAAAAAACAGGAACCAAGCUUACCAGGAUAUUACAAGUGGCCUAAGAAAUGUAAACCCCUGUAUUGAAUUUACCAAAGCCAUGGUAACAGCCAAAAUCCACACGCUACGAACCCAGUAUACUAGCGAAAGAAACAAAAUAAGGAAGAGCGAAUUAAGUGGUGACGAAAUUUAUAUUCCAAAAUUAUGGUGUUUCGAAAUGCUAAGGUUUUUAGAUGAUGCUGAGGGCAUAGUUGAAGGACAAUCUAAUCUUGAUCCAGUCAACACUGAAAUAGAAGAGAAAGGUGAUGUACUGUUGGAGGGCAGUGUUGAUGAUGCUCCAAGACCAUUUACACCGGAUUUUGAAGUAAAUGAAGAAAGACCAUCAUCAUCUGUGCCAUAUACAAAUAAAACACCAGACAGAACACCUGAUUCAAAUAACGAGACCACUGUAUAUAAAAAAAGAGAAACGCCUGUUUCAAAAAAAAGAAAAUUGGAGGAUAAACGAUUCUCUAAUGUAAUGGAAAAUGCAACAAAAACGCUCAAAAAGAUAAAGCUGUUGACACAUAAUGACACAGUGCUAAAUGACUUUUCACAAUAUUUGGCCAAUGAGAUGAAAACUAUACAAAAUGAAGACAUUUUAGAUACCCUUAAAUCAGAUAUCAUGCAUCUAGUAAUAACUGCAAAAAGAGAGUAUAGGGCCAAAUGUUGUGAAUAG
Molecule: messenger RNA, 824 nt
Organism: Psylliodes chrysocephalus
Lineage: Eukaryota; Metazoa; Arthropoda; Insecta; Coleoptera; Chrysomelidae
Source: the annotation of a GenBank genome assembly